Notolabrus celidotus (New Zealand spotty) is the source of this 3685-nucleotide messenger RNA. It is a transcript of the gene rnf24, whose product is annotated as ring finger protein 24. NCBI's taxonomy places the organism in Eukaryota, Metazoa, Chordata, Actinopteri, Labriformes, Labridae. The coding region runs from base 355 to 804 and encodes 149 amino acids. Gene Ontology annotation, cellular component: endomembrane system. Gene Ontology annotation, molecular function: zinc ion binding; ubiquitin protein ligase activity. The transcript is spliced from 6 exons. The record is from RefSeq and is a predicted model, not a curated record.
GAGAGAGAGAGAGAGAGAGAGAGAGCCCUUCACGAGAUCCCCACCUCCCUGCUAACAACAUACAUUCACCCACUGCUGUUUUUGUUUCCCCGGUCAGACCGAGCGAGGUCCCCUCUAAAACCACAACCCCGACCGUCGUCCACAUCACAGGCGGGGUGUUGUGUGAUGAGGUCGCCCUGCAGCGGCUGCAGCGGAUAGGUCAACUUACAUUAAGACAAAGGCGAUUUUUGUUCCCAGGACAGUCUUUGCUGCUUGUUCGGGUCUAUUUUUCGCCCUUUAAAGCCCUUCAGCAUCUCGAGUUUGUGAGGAAGAACACAGCAGAGGAACAUACUACAGGGGGAAUCACGACUAUCCAUGAGCUCCGAUUUCCCACACUACAGUUUCAGGAUGCCAAAUAUAGGGUUCCAGAACCUUCCCCUUAAUAUCUACAUUGUGGUGUUUGGGACAGCCAUCUUUGUUUUCAUCCUCAGCCUCCUCUUUUGCUGCUACUUAAUAAGGUUACGGCACCAGGCGCACAAAGAAUUAUAUGCAUACAAACAAGUCAUUCAGAAGGAAAAGGUGAAAGAGCUAAAUUUGCAUGAGAUAUGUGCAGUUUGCUUGGAGGAGUUCAAACAGAAAGACGAGCUGGGGAUUUGUCCGUGCAAACAUGCCUUUCAUAGAAAGUGCCUCAUUAAGUGGCUGGAGGUAAGGAAAGUGUGCCCGCUCUGCAACAUGCCCGUCCUGCAGCUCGCCCAGCAGGCCAGCAGCCCAGAGCCCCCGGUGCCAAUACAACAGCCCCUGCCCGGGAUCGAACACCUGGUGUAGCGGACUAUCAGACAGUACACCACAGAAACACGUAGUCACACACCCCAUGGCUCAUACUCUCACCUGUACAGGUAUACUUCGGUAUGAGUCUGUGGACAGAGUGGAAAAAACUGGAGUCACUGCACAGUUACUCACAAAAAAAAACGGUGAAUCUGCAGCAAUCAUCACCUCUGUUAUCCUGGCAUCAGUUCACUGAAGGACUUCCUUACAUCAGUUCUGACUGAUAAUGAUUUACUUUUCAUCUUCCUUUUUCUCGGACAAUGAAGAAGAGUUGACGUAGAAGAAGUUUCCUUCAAAAACUUUUUCACAACCAAAGCACUUUCUGGGGACACCAGUGAAAGACCAGGAAAAAAAAACAACAACACAAAAGCCAAGAACUACAAUACACUAAAAUACAAAUUGUUCUUUUAACAAGCACUUUACGAGAAGUCAAACCUUAAUUGCUUGUGAUUAUAGUAGCAAGGUCAUGUUUUCUAUUUUAUCAUUUAUUUUUAUUUCUAUGUACAGUACAAAGCCACACAAUGUUUAAAACACUGACUUUUAAACAAAAAAAAUAAUAUCUCAAAGGGACAUCAUGUCGGUGGAUAUCAGGACAUAUGGACAAUGCUCGGUGUUGUAAUUGCACAAAAACAAAAUGAAGCUCAAAGCAACCUCGAGACGUAAUGUCUGACUAAAUGUGAAAGGUUUGAAUGUGUAAAAACCCAAAAUAUUCACACCACGUUCAGAGAAAAGUUCCCUUCUCACGUGUUUAUUGUUCAUCACAAUGUGACUGUUUUUGUUUUGUUGAUACAGUGAACACAACAUAUAUCUUCCUCAAAAGGAAUUGACCUGAUAUUUAUACACCUGGUUACCCCCAGACGUUACUCAUGAUCUUCCUUUAUCAGUAAAAACAAUACAGAACUUUCCCAGUAGUGAAAUCUGAGUUUCAUAGUAACUACUGUGAUUAUAUAAAGCAGUAUUAGUGUGGAUGACCUGGUGCUUUAUCUUUAGAGUUGUUUUACAGAACAAACAAAAGGAAGGAGGCAAUAUUAAACAAAGAAAUGUAUCACAAAUGUUCCAGUUUUAUUUUUACUCUGCUGCUGCAUCGUUCCAGUUUAUUGAAGCUGAGCUGUGUGAAUGUUAGUUUGGCUUCCUCCAAACAGAAAAAUGUCACAAUAUGUUACCUUGAAUUUGCCCCACACAUCCUGUUAGAAAAUGACUGACAUUCAAUGUGGGCAGAAACCAGGAAGAAGCAGGCUCUUGCCUUCCAUGCUGUUUAGCUUCCUACCUAAACUUUGCUGCACACACAGUGGCAGUUCAUUUUGCUUCCACCCUAAUGCCCUACUUGUAUUUAAUUUUUAAUUUAUUACCAGUUCUUGGUACAGCCAGAAAGUGAACGCCAACUGCCAGCUCCUAUCUGAUUUACUGCCUUUAACAUGUCAUCAGCAUAUCUUUUGGUCAUGUUACACACUACUCUGUAAAACACACCCACAGAUGCACCACACAGAGAGGAGGCCCCCCAAACCCUAAGCCCUGCCAUAGAGUCAGUGGUCAGUGGGUUGUAAUGAAACAGCAUUUUCAUUCAUGCACACACACACACGCUCACACACAGAUACAAACAGGGUAGUUGUGCUUUUUGGCCACAGGAUUCUGGUGCUUUCUCCUCUCUCUCUCUAUCUCUGUCUCUCUGCACAGUUCAGGGUGCUUUUUGUUUUGUGCCAUACAUACAGUAACUCUGAUCCCUGUCGCUUUUUUUGUCCUCAUCCCUGCUAGCAGCACUCAGCGCACAUGCCGUGGGUUAAAUGUGCUGAUCAAAGAUCUAAAAGGUUGCCUUUAAAGGAAACAAAAAGCCGUGCCUCAGAGUGAUGAGCCUGAGAUAUGUCAGAGAUGGUCUUUCACCUGUGAUAGGUGUCGCCAAGUGACAAUCGCACAUUAUUAUUACAUGCACUAACCAAAUGUGCAAACACAGUAGACCCACCCCCUUAAAAACUAAUGUGAGGAGUUUUUAGCUGUUAUGAAACUAAUACUGGACCUACAAAAGCAACUACUUUCACAUGUACAGUUUAAAAUCAGUGAAGAGAUAAGAGGAAUCACUUUGUCCUCAGGGGGUGCCAAAAUCAACGUACUCUAAAAGUUCCUCACUGGAGCUUUAACAGAAUUGAAAAUUAAACAUAGAAACAAGUAAAUAUUUAACACCCAGGUGGAAUCUGGCUUCAUAGUGCGUAAAGACUCAUGUUGUUGCAAGAAGAUGAACAAGACUCAUGGAAAACAACAUAACAGAGUUAUUUUUAGUUCUGAUUGUUAAGGGGGAAAAGAUGCAGUUUCAAGCUAACAAGAAAAACUAAAAUAAAUGUAUAAAUAAGCUCAAGUGUAAAAAAAAAAAGAAAAAAAAAAGAGAGAUACAUUGAUUGUACCUUUCACAAUCUCAAUCCUCAACUAGACUGGGUUUUAGGUGGGUCUAAAAGUGACAGUGCAUUCAAACUUCUAUGUCAGGAGAUCAUCAAUACUGUGGCCACUGUGGUGGUUUGAUGUGUCAUCUUUGUUGAAUGCCUGCCUGCAAACCCUGCAGGAAGCCUUUCAGCUCUGUUGGAAAAACUAUCCACAUUUCUAGAAACAUAUUGUCCUCAUUAGCCUCAUUUGAACAAAAACUGACCCAACAUUUAAUCACAGCUUUUAUAUUCUGCUCUGUUUGUGAAGUUGUGGCUUUAUGUUAAAGGAAAUUAAGCAACAUAAGGUUCCUCCUUAGUAUGAUGUAUGAAGUACAGUAUUUGGUAUCUUUUUGGCUUCUUAAUCUUUGGUUAUGAAGAGGCUUUGACUAUUUGGUUUGACUUGUCUCUCACUCUAAAUGUUCCAGAUUUUUAAACAUAUUCAUCUACAUAAAAAUAUCCCCAAAACCUCACUA